This is a messenger RNA of Centruroides sculpturatus (bark scorpion), 2302 nucleotides long. RefSeq names its product beta-1,4-glucuronyltransferase 1-like. NCBI's taxonomy places the organism in Eukaryota, Metazoa, Arthropoda, Arachnida, Scorpiones, Buthidae. Bases 988 to 2232 code for a protein of 414 amino acids. The record is from RefSeq and is a predicted model, not a curated record. The transcript has 2 exons.
AGUACGAUAAAUAUUUGUCAUUCCAAAAAGAAUUCUAGAUACAUUAGAAAUGGAAGUUAACCGGGAGUAAACACUAGAUUUAUUAGAAGAGACAUAACACUACAUUUGUUAGGCGAAAUAAACCGCAUCUGUUAGAAUAAUCCAGGAAACACUAGACAAGUUAGAACUGACAGACGAACACAGGUAAACACUUUGCACGUGCCGCAAUACACAAGUUUCCUAUAGAGAAAACGAAUGUUUUUGGAUUAAAACACCAGAACGUGACAAUAUUGGACUAUUACUAGCGAGUUCGUAAUUUGAAUACACUCGGCGACGACACAAUGGAGACAUCUAGCGAAUUAUUAAUUAGUUUACUAAGUAUUAGACGGCGUUUAAAAGUAGUUCCGUUACGAAAGAUUCAAUAGACACGUCUCGCAUUACGCAAACGAGGGGAAAACAUCGCGUAUUUUAAGUAAACAAGUGGACACGUGUCGUAACUCGGAAGCGCGAUAAAAAUCUACAACUGGAGAAAUUCCCGUGUUUACGAGUCGUCUCGAAAAGGAAAGGUAUUCGUUCCGAGUAGUUACUGCGAAUCGCGAAGAGAGGUAAAAGUUACGCGGCGUGACGAAGAAGAGCGCGCCUGUCGCGUCCUCUCUCCUAUAAAAAAAACCAAUAGAACGCGUCGCGUCGUCGAGCAUCUAGGAGCGACGCGACACUAAACUUCGCAUUUGUUACGUUUUCGCCAGUCAUUCGUGCGUGAAAUUCGUUUUUUAAGUGAUUCUGCGAUACCAAUAAAAAUGACGUAAUUAAACGGAGUAGAGUGUCAAUGACGUGACUUGGCGAACCUCGACUGGAAAUUGGAUCGUAGCGCUCGGCGAUAGGGACUUUGCUCGCCUACCUUCGGCUUCUACGCGUGCGCCGUGAUUUGUAGGUGUCGAGCACACCUGAGAAUAACCGGGAUCCGUUUCCGAGAGUCCACUAUUCUAGGAACAUUCCGACGCGUGUAGAAUGGUGAGCCAUUUCAGGUGCGCGAGAAUAGUCAAAUGCCUCCUCCUUCCGACGCUCCUCUUCGUCGUGGUGUUGUGCUUCGUAUCUUCCGUGCGUAACUCCGUUACUCCGCGUGACGAAGUCUCGGAAGCUCUCCCUCAGCAUCUAACGCAAGGAUACGUAGAAGAAAAAUGGGAUCGAGCGGGGCAUCUACGCGAGAAACUUUUAGAUCGGAGAGUGGAUUCGAAAUUCGUGGCGGUGCGCGAUUACUUGAAGGCUUCCAGAACCUACUCCGGUAACUCCAGCGUUACGCUAACGACUCAGGGAACCUACGAAUUUCUGCAUCACGUGGAGGAGUUGUGUAUCAGAUGGAGGGCACCCGUUUCCGUCGCCGUUUACGCACCCGGCGGAGACUUCGUUCCCGCGGUGGAGAGGAUGCUUUACCUACGUCACUGUCGCCACCCCUGCCUAAAAAUUAACGUGACUUGGCACGUUAUUUUCGACAAGCUUCACGCGUUGGCGGAAGAUACGCUGCUGGAGGCUCGAGAGGGCUCCUCCGACUGCCAGAGGGUGCCAAACUCCACUUCCAGUUAUCGCCAGGAACACGGAUUGACCUAUCCCAUCAACGUGGCGCGUAACGUGGCCAGAAAGGCGGCCAGGACCCACUACGUGUUGGCAUCCGACAUAGAAUUGUAUCCGAGCCUCGACAUCGUGCCGAAAUUUCUGGACAUGGUGAGCAAAGAAGAAGGCGCCGCUUUUCCACGGGUCUACGUCCUCCCGGUUUUCGAGGUGGAGAAAAACUGCCAAGUUCCGGGUACCAAGAAGCAGUUACUCCAGUUAUUCUACAAAAAGAAGGCGGUGUUCUUUCACAGGUCGGUAUGCGACCCGUGUCAUCGGUUCCCCAACAGAAAUCUGUGGCUGAAGAUCUUCCCGCCCAACGACACCCUCAACGUGUUCUCCAUCACCAAGCGCUACUACCCCUGGGAGCCCUUCUACAUAGGAACUCGCAACGAGCCGAUUUUCGACGAGAGGUUCACCUGGGAAGGGAAGAUGAACAAAAUGCCUCAGGUUCUGGCGAUGUGCUUCCUGGAUUACGACUUCUACGUUCUAGACAACGCGUAUUUGGUCCACUCCCCGGGGAUAAAGAAAGUGAACGGUACGUCGGAACGUCGUCGUGCCAAAUACGUGGCGGCCAACAGACGCGCCUACAACAGCCUUCGACGGGAUCUGAUAAAGCGGUACGGCCAAAAACGCAAAUGCCGCUAACGCUCUUCGCAAAGCUGUAAAUAUGUAAAUUAACUCGUAUUUAUGAAGGAAUAAAGCCGAUGUCACGUGA